This is a messenger RNA of Stylonychia lemnae, 435 nucleotides long. NCBI's taxonomy places the organism in Eukaryota, Ciliophora, Spirotrichea, Sporadotrichida, Oxytrichidae. The record is from the annotation of a GenBank genome assembly.
AUGAGUGGGCUUCUUGAGGUUGCCUUCGAUAUGAUUGAGAGUCAUCUUCUCUCGUAGUCAGAUGAUCUAUAAAUUCUAGGAAUUUAUGAAGCACCUUUGUAGUCAAAGAGCCAGGACUAGAAUGUAUCCAGUGUUGGCUAAGCAAUCGCCUAGCAACUCAGAAUAAACAAUCAGGUUGAUCCACUAAUCAUAGAGUUUGACGCUAUAACGAGGCAGAGACAAGUGAAUGAUCAAAUGCAAUAGUAUCAGAAGAUGUAGAUCGAGGGAUUCUCACUGAAUUAGAAUGGAUCACCAACUAAGUGUGAAAUGAAUGAGAUAGAGUUUCAAAUAAUUGAACCUUACUACGAUGACAAGAGAUACCUUUAACUGUGUGAUUUCGACGAUCACUUUGAAAAUAUCAACAAUGAUUGGCUCAAUAGACAUCUAAUUAAAUGA